Molecule: messenger RNA, 2282 nt
Organism: Drosophila kikkawai
Lineage: Eukaryota; Metazoa; Arthropoda; Insecta; Diptera; Drosophilidae
Product: BUD13 homolog
Biological process (GO): mRNA splicing, via spliceosome
Cellular component (GO): RES complex; U2-type spliceosomal complex
Molecular function (GO): RNA binding
Source: RefSeq, a predicted model, not a curated record
GAUGGUGAAUCCGAUAUUUUCGUCGGAGAAGCCGACGGACACACUGCACCUCGUUUCUGAAAGUAAACAAUUGUAAAUAUUUUCCAUUUGCCGCUAAAUUACUGCAACAUGUCCAUGCAAAAGGCCAAAAUCAUCGACCAGAAGGAGUACCUCAAGAAGUACCUUUCCGGCGACAAGGAGAAGAAGAAAAAAAAGAAGGAGAAGAAGCAUAAGAAGGGCACCAAAGUGAAAAUCAUUGAUGACGACGCUUACGAUGAGGACAACCGGGAAAUGGACGAGGAUCUCCUGUUGGGCGGUGAGGACGCGCCCCAAAUUGUGGGCGAGUACAUCGAGGACGAUCCCAACGUGCGCAGCAAGUGGCGCAACAUCGCCGUCAAAGACGAAAUCAAAGAGGAGCUAGGGGCGGAAUCUUCGCCAGCGUCAGCGCCUGCUAUCCGCAUCAAACAAGAGCCGCUGGACGAGGAAUCGGGCAUGUGGGGACGAAAAGCCACUAGCACUAAAAUUAAAGAUGAAUUCUCUCCCUCCAGACGGAACCCUCCCGUUAAAAUCAAGCAGGAGAAACGCAGCAGCUCCAGGGAUUUGAGUCCAGUGAGGUCGCCCACGAGGAGAGGAGGUAGUCCAGAUCAGAGCCCACCGAGGCAAAGAGUCCCAGAUAAGUCGCCACAGCGUAGGAAGCGCAGGGACUCUGAUCAGAGCCCUCCAAGGCGGAGAAGAGAUGCCGAGAAGUCGCCACAGCGUAGAAGCCGCAGGGACUCUGAUCAAAGUUCUCCCAGGCGAGGAAGGGAAGCAGAUCAGUCUCCACAGCGUAGGAAGCGCAGGAACUCUGAUCAGAGUCCUCCAAGGCGAGGAAGAGACGUGGAUCAGUCGCCACAGCGUAUAAAACGCAGGGACUCUGAUCAAAGUCCACCCAGAAGAGAAAGGAAUGGUGAUCAAACGCCCCCCAGAAGACAAAGAGACGCAGUCCAGUCACCAGCCCGAAGAAGAAAGGAUUCCGACCAGAGUCCGCCUAGGAAACGAAGGGAUAAGGUCCAAUCACCACCUAGGAAGCGUAGAGACUCCGACCAAAGUCCUCCGAGGCGUACCAAAGGUGACUCCGUCCAAAGCCCACCCCGGAGGCGCAAGGAUAGAGAUUCAUCUCCACCUAGAAGGCAAAAGGAUUCCGAUCUAAGCCCACCCAGAAGACGCAAAGCCCAAUCUCCACCAAGAAAGAGGGAAAAAGAUGCCGACCAAAGUCCACCAAGGCGACGUAGAGAUGAUGACCACAGCCCACCAAGAAGACGCCGCUCCGUCAGCAGAGAUCGAAAGCCGUAUCGAGAGCACAACCCUUUCAAAAAAGAAGAGGGCCGCGAGAGGAAAAGCCGCUGGGCAAAGAACUCAGCCAGCAAGUCCCCGUCUCCGCCUCCUACGCACAAACCCAAAUCCACCAAGACCCUGGAUGGCAAGAAGGCUGGUCUGCAGGAUGCGCAGGCCCUGAAGAAGGAAACAGACGAAAGGCGAAAACGAGAGCACGACCUAUUCGAACAGAUGUCCACCGAGGUUUCUGGCCGGGAUGCUGAGAUUCAGAUGCGCAACACCGGCCGGAAGGGACGCCGAGCCCGUGAUGCGGCCAACGAAGAUCCCGCAGAGCGUCGACGCAAGGAGGAGCACGAACAGAAAAAGAAGGAACUGUAUGAUAAAUGGGGCAAGGGUCUGAAGCAAAUAGAAGACCAAAAGACCCGACUUGAGGAGAUGGCUCACGAGGCCGCUAAGCCUGUGGCUCGAUACGCCAACGAUGAGGACUUGGACAGGCACCUGAGGGAGCAGGAGCAUGCUGAUGACCCCAUGCUGGAGUACAUGCGCCAAAAGCGCAAGAAAAAGGAGGAGAAAUCUAACAAGCCGGUGAUGCCCAAGUACGAGGGAAGCUAUCCAGAGAACCGUUUUGGUAUACGACCAGGCUACCGAUGGGAUGGCGUGGAUCGGUCCAAUGGCUACGAGAAGCGCUGGUUCGACAAGCAGAACGAGCGCAAGGCGGUGCAGGACGAGGCUUACAAGUACAGCGUGGAGGACAUGUAGAUUUACUUAUGAAUAUUUGCAAUAAAUAUUUCACAACUGCCUGUAAACUGUAAUAAUUAAAUUACAUCAUGUUUUCCAAAUUACAAUCUGAAAUUUUUUAAAAGAUUUCAAUAUUCUUAAAAUAAUAACGAAAUUGCAUGCAUGGUGAAAUAGGAGAAAAAAUUUGUUGAUAGUCUGUUACUUUACGGAUUUUCAAUAAAUGAAGUUUUCUAAUUAAAAUUUAAUAUUAA